AAAGCCGAGUCUUCAGUCAGUAUAAAACCUCAAAGCUUAACUAGUAAUACUGCACUUUAUUUCACCUGUGUUUCAGUAAAUAGGUUUAAAAUGUCAAGCGAAACUAAGCAGAAACCUUCUGAAAACUGCAGCCAGUUGCCAAAUAUGCCUCUUCCACUCAAAAACUUGGAGAUUAAAUAUACUAAGAUCUUCAUAAACAAUGAAUGGCAUACCUCUUGCAGUGGAAAAACAUUUCCUGUGUAUAACCCAGCUACUGGAGAAAAGAUAUGUGAAGUACAAGAAGGAGAUAAGGCCGAUGUAGACAAAGCAGUAAAGGCUGCAAAAGAAGCUUUUAAAUUAGGUUCACCAUGGCGCCGGAUGGAUGCUUCUGCAAGGGGAAGACUCGUGAAUAAGCUGGCUGACCUCAUUGAACGGGAUAGUUUGAUUUUAAGUACUAUAGAGUCAAUCGACGGUGGCAAACCCUUUAUGGCAUCCUACUUUGCAGAUCUUCCUGGAGCUAUUAAAUCUUUGAGAUAUUGUGCAGGCUGGGCUGAUAAAAACCAUGGACGCACAAUACCAAUGGAUGGUGAUUAUUUCACAUUUACAAGACAUGAACCAGUUGGAGUAUGUGGUCAGAUUAUCCCAUGGAACUUCCCUCUGGUAAUGUUUGCAUGGAAAAUUGCACCUGCACUCUCCUGUGGGAACACAGUUGUCAUCAAACCAGCAGAACAAACCCCACUGAGUGCUCUGUAUAUGGGAUCAUUAGUAGUAGAGGCAGGAUUUCCUCCUGGAGUUGUGAAUAUUGUGCCUGGGUAUGGACCUACAGCAGGUGCAGCCAUAUCUUAUCAUUUGGAUGUGAAUAAAGUGGCUUUCACUGGUUCUACUGAGGUUGGUAAACUGAUAAAAGAAGCAGCUGGAAAAACUAAUCUUAAAAGGGUUACAUUGGAGCUUGGCGGAAAAAGUCCCAACAUUAUUUUUGCAGAUGCUGACUUGGACAAUGCAGUAGAACAGGCCCAUCAUGGUCUGUUCUAUCAUCAGGGCCAGUGCUGCAUAGCUGGAUCCAGGAUUUUUGUGGAAGAGCCAAUCUAUGAGGAAUUUGUGAGAAGGAGCGUUGAGAAAGCCAAGAGCCGCGUGCUGGGAGAUCCACUUACUCCAGGAGUACAACAGGGCCCACAGAUUGACAAGGAGCAAUAUGACAGAAUUCUUGAGUUAAUUGAAAGUGGGAAGAAGGAAGGAGCAAAACUGGAAUGUGGGGGCAAAGCAUGGGGAAACAAAGGAUUCUUUAUUGAACCUACUGUAUUCUCAGAUGUCAAAGAUGAUAUGCGCAUCGCUAAAGAAGAGAUAUUUGGACCAGUACAACAAAUACUGAAGUUUAAAACAAUAGAUGAAGUUAUUGAAAGAGCAAACAAUACCACUUAUGGAUUAGCAGCAGGAGUUUUCACUAAAGACAUGGACAAAGCAAUGACAUUUGCUGCAGCUCUUCAGGCGGGAACUGUAUGGAUUAACUGCUACAGUGCAAUGUCUUCUCAGUGCCCAUUUGGAGGAUUUAAGAUGUCUGGAAACGGACGUGAAAUGGGAGAGUAUGGUCUGCAGCAAUAUACUGAAGUAAAAACAGUUACAAUGAAAAUUCCACAGAAGAAUUCCUAAAGGGGUGAACUUCCUAAAACAAAGCAUGCACACAUGGACCCUGUGACAUCAUACAAAUGUAUAUAUAAUUAAUCUUUACAGCAAACUCCAUGCAUCUGUAGCAUAAAGAAAUGUAUUUGAUGGUCAUAAAAUGCAUUGUUAUGAGAAGGCUUAUUCCCAUGAUAAAUAAUUCAGAAACAUUUUAAAUCAAAUAAUAUUCUUUGUUCACAAUAGACUGCAGAUAUGUCAUGUCUGAAAUGUGUAUCCAUCCAUGAUAUUGUUCUCAUAGAUACUGUAGUCUAUAGUCUAGUGGCUAAAAUCGUAGUGUUUUAUACACUCUAAAAUGACCUCUAUAAAUUAAAUAUCAAUGUGUUAUCUAGUUCAGUGUACUGGCUACAAAAAUUGUUGUAUUCCUUACAAAUGGCUGUCAUCAGUUUUUCAGUUUUGCAGCUGAACUAUUUAAGUAAAUAUAUGUGUAUUGGUUUGACACAAGUUCCAACAAUAGUAUCAAUUACUGAGAUGGCUCUUCACAAAGAAGCAUAAUGCGGCUAUUUUCUGUACCUGUAACUGAAUAAGUUUAGUUAUCCUGUAGUAAGUGGUAUGACUCAACACUCUAAAGGUACAAGGUUCAUUGUAGGUGUAUUUUAUAUAUUGCUUUGUUUUCCUUCUCAAUAUAUAAACAAUGGGAUUCUGGUUAUCUUGAAUAUUUUCUUUUGCUAAGUAACUGUAAUGGCAAUAAUAUUGGAUAUUCAACUACUAUUUCCAUGUGAGCACUAAUAAAACAAACAAACUGA
Bombina bombina (fire-bellied toad) is the source of this 2399-nucleotide messenger RNA. RefSeq names its product aldehyde dehydrogenase 1 family member A1 (gene ALDH1A1). Gene Ontology annotation, molecular function: benzaldehyde dehydrogenase (NAD+) activity. The coding region runs from base 91 to 1626 and encodes 511 amino acids. Lineage: Eukaryota; Metazoa; Chordata; Amphibia; Anura; Bombinatoridae. The transcript is spliced from 13 exons. The record is from RefSeq and is a predicted model, not a curated record.